Medioppia subpectinata is the source of this 1119-nucleotide messenger RNA. The record is from the annotation of a GenBank genome assembly. NCBI's taxonomy places the organism in Eukaryota, Metazoa, Arthropoda, Arachnida, Sarcoptiformes, Oppiidae.
GUUUGAUUGAAUCGUUAUUACAACGAGUCGUCUCAACCAUUCAUAAGUCUCUUAUUUAUGAAUUGCAAACUCUUUAAAAAUAAAAUAAUACAAUUAUUUGUUACUUUAGCCAAAAGAGUGUUCAAAUCAGUUAUUUCUCACUAAAAUUUAAUUAAGUAUUUGAAGCGUUUGUUUCAAAAGCAGUGUUUGUCGCGCGUGUGAGUGAUGUCUAACACCGACACUCACAACAAGGGGUUCAUAGAGAUCGCAGACUUGGUCUCUGCCUUAACAGCCAUCCAAUCGGCGCCUAAUAUGGAUAAGUCUCAGGUGACCCAAAUGAUCCAGGUCCCCACCAGCGAACAUGUCGCUCAAAUUGUCGGCAAAUGCGGCUCAAAGAUAAAAUACUUGAGGAAUGAGACGAAUACCUGCAUAAAGACUCCGUACAGAGGAGACGAUCCGGUGUUUGUGGUGACGGGUCAGCCCGAAAACGUUCAGAUGGCUGUCUAUGCCAUUGAGAAGGCAUCGCAACACUUCACUCAACUGAUGGAGAGUCGAUCCAACACUUGUGCGGUCGGAGAGGUGACCAUUUUGGUGGAAGUGCCCCAACAGUAUGUGGGGGUUGUCGUCGGCCGCAAUGGAUCAGUCAUUAUGCGCAUCAAAGAGCAGACCAACACUCGCAUCAAUACACCCAAAGGCGACGCCGCGGCCGCCGCUUUUGAAGUCACCGGCGCUCGAGUGAAUGUGUUGGCGGCAAAGGAGGCCAUUCACGAUAAGGUGUUUCAGGCCUAUCAGUUGAGAAACUCGACUAAAUUUGACCCAAACCUCAACCAAAGUAAAUUCAUGAGCACAAUGUUUCAAAUCCAAUCGCCGUCCACUCCUUCAUUGCCGUCUCUCCCAUCGCUUCCAUCACUUCCAUCGCCGACUCAAUCGUAUGACUCAAUGAUGAGUCCAUUUAAGAAAUUUAUGUCUCCGAUAUCACCGCUACCGAUGACUUCAAUGACUACAGCCCUAUACGACCCGUUCUUCCAUUACAUAAGAGCUGAUAAGAGUCAGACUUUUUGUUAAUUAACACUCAAAUGCCAAAUAUUUUAUCAUUUAUUUCAUUUAAAUCUUAAUUAUUAAUUAUUACAAUUACGACAA